AUGUCUAGCUGCCUUACUCAUGCCACGUCCCUUAGCUUCAACUACAACUUCUCUGCUCCCGCUGUCCUCGCCGGGGCCGAUCUUAAGUACAUGAACGACUCUGUCCCAGCCCUCGGCCGGAUCGAUCUGACGAACCACUCGAGGAGCUGGAGUACUGGACGAGUGGCCCACGGGCAGGCGCUGCGCCUCUGGGAUGACAACGCCGGCACAGUUGCCAGCUUCACUAGCACCUUCACCUUCGCCAUCAAGCCCGCCAGCAGCAACACCAGAGGUGAUGGCAUGGCGUUCUUCGUCGGGCCUUACCCGCCGAGCAUGCCCGCAGAUGCGAAAGGCGGGUACCUCGCGCUAUUCAAUAACCGCGACAACCCCGCAAACACCUACUUCCCACCUACUGUCGGUGUGGAGUUCGACACAUACAAGAACGCCGAAUGGGACCCCAAUGACACCAACUGCCACAUCGGUGUCAACAUCAACAACAUCAGAUCGAUUGAGUACACGGCGCUGCCAGAUGGGAUCUUCAACGGGAUCAUGAUAGCGUCGGUCAGGUACGAUGCCAUAGCGUCCACGCUCUCGGCCACGCUACAGUUCAUCGACCCGCAAGGACAGAACACAUACAUGGUCAGCACGAAUGUAAACCUGCGGAACGCCGGUCUGCCGCAGGAUGCGGCAGUUGGGUUCUCAGCGUCCAUUGCGGAUUUCAUCGAGCAACAUCAGAUUCUCUCUUGGUCGUUCGAGUCCACUAUGAAUGGUGAUGUGGUAUGCUCCAAUAAUACCACGCAGAAAAAUUCAAAGACAAAAAGCACAGGUCUAAUUGCAGGGCUAGUUUCCUCUGGUAUGUUCGUGCUACUUUCCAUAGCCACAUUGCUCGGCUACCGCCAAUAUUUGAAAAGGAAGAGUAUAUCAUCUAAAGACGGAGAGAUCCCUCUCGAAGACAUGGACAACCAGUUUCAAAAUGGGGCGGGGCCUCGGAGAUUCAGUUAUAGCGAGUUGUCGCGGGCGACAAGAAGAUUCUCUGAAGAGGAGAAGCUCGGUGAGGGAGGGUUCGGGGCAGUCUAUCGAGGGUUGUUGCAUGACCAGGGGCUCCAGGUGGCUAUCAAGAGAGUCUCCAAGACGUCGAGUCAGGGGAGGAGGGAAUACAUCGCAGAAGUGACCAUCAUCGGUCGGCUGAGACAUCGCAACCUUGUCCAACUUGUCGGGUGGUGCCAUAAAGCCGACAAGCUCCUCCUCGUCUACGAGCUUAUGACGAAUGACAGCCUCGAUGUCCAUCUGUACAAUUCGGAAAAAAUCCUAACAUGGGCAAUCAGGCACAAAAUCAUUCUUGACAUCGGGUCUGCGCUGAUGUACCUGCACCAGGAGUGGGACCAGUGCGUGGUGCACAGGGACAUCAAGCCCAGCAACGUGAUGCUGGAUUCGUCGUUCAACGCCAAGCUGGGGGACUUCGGCCUCGCGCGCCUCGUCGACCAUAGCCGCGACGCACACACGACGGCGGUGAUUGCCGGCACCAUGGGCUACAUGGACCCGAUGUACGCGGUGACCAGAAGGGCCAGUACCGAGACCGAUGUGUACAGCUUCGGCGUCGUCCUCCUCGAGGUAGCCUGCGGAAGGAGGCCCGUCAUCCAGGAGGAGGACGAGGCCAGGGCCGUGCUUGUCGAUUGGGUCUGGCAGCUAUAUGGGAGGGGCAAGCUCCUCGACGCUGCGGAUGCGCGAAUGGAUGCGCGAAUCGACGGUGAGUUCGACGCGCGCGAGGUGGAGCGUGUGAUGGUCGUGGGUCUAUGGUGCGUGCACCCGGACUACGGCUGCAGGCCGUCCAUCCGGCAAGCCAUGAGCGUGCUCCAACUCGAGGCGCCGCUCCCAGACCUCCCGCCGGACAUGCCAGUGGCGAUAUACGUGCCCCCGGGAGGAGGCCACGGAUCGAGCUACACGUCCUUGAAUGCGAGCGACGACACCGGUGGACUGUCGUCGGCAAGUGACCGAAUGGCGAAGAGCCGUUCUUUUGCCGUUUCCAGCACGAGGAGCGAGAAUGACGUCACCAAUGUAAUGAAUCAGGCCGCCGGCACGACCGAGCAUGUUCAGCUUAGGAACUACACCUCCUAG
Messenger RNA from Lolium rigidum, 2094 nucleotides. RefSeq names its product L-type lectin-domain containing receptor kinase IX.1-like. The record is from RefSeq and is a predicted model, not a curated record. Gene Ontology annotation, cellular component: plasma membrane. Gene Ontology annotation, molecular function: protein kinase activity; ATP binding; carbohydrate binding. Gene Ontology annotation, biological process: protein phosphorylation. Bases 1 to 2094 code for a protein of 697 amino acids. The transcript is spliced from 6 exons. NCBI's taxonomy places the organism in Eukaryota, Viridiplantae, Streptophyta, Magnoliopsida, Poales, Poaceae.